AUGGCCGAUCCUAAUACUGAAACCGCUGAAAUAACUGCUGAAGUUAAAGUUGAAGAGAAAAAAGUUGAAACUAUUACUGAAACCGUUGUAACUACCACAACUUCUGGAACUACUGAAAUAGUAGUAGCUGAAGAAAAAAAGGAGGUUGAAACAACUAAAAUAGUUGAAGAACCAGCAAAGGAAGAUGUUUCUAAAGAUAAUGAACCUGAGACCCCUGAACCUAUCUAUAAGGGAACCUUGUAUAAGCACCACCCAAAUAAAAUAAUUUUUGGUAAAAAUCAGCGAUAUUUUGAAUUAAGUGAAGAACCUAUUCCUAAGGAUAAUUUUUCGGUAUAUUGGAAGAAAAACAUAAAAGAUGUGCCUACAAAAGCUCCUCCAAAACCUUCAUCUGAGCCCACAAAACCAUCAUCUGAGCCCGAAAAACCAUCAACUGAAAAAACUGAUGUUCCUGCAUCUGACGUUCCUGCGUCUGACGUUCCCGCGUCUGAUGUUCCCGCAUCUGAUGUUCCCGCAUCUGACGUUCCCGCAUCUGACGUUCCCGCAUCUGAUGUUCCUGCAUCUGAUGUUCCCGCAUCUGAUGUUCCCGCAUCUGAUGUUCCCGAAUGCAAAGAUGAUAAAGAGGAACAAAAAGAUAAGGAAUCAAAUCAAUAUGAAGAACUCAACAAAAUACAUUUCUGCAAUAUUGCUCAUGCUAGUCAAACUGGAAAGGGUCUUUUAUUUUAUUAUAAGAAUGACAAAUCCCGUGAACCAUCGGGUAUUAUUAACUUAAAGGGUGCUACUGUUGAGAGCGAUAAUACAGGUACAAGCAAAUUCAAAAUAAUUACUAAAGAUAAAAAAGAACAUAUUUUGGAAGCUACCAGUGAAAAAGCGAAGAAGCGUUGGGUACAUACCAUUGGUAAAGAAAUUAACCAGGCUGAUGAGCAAGAUACUGAUGCCCUCUACGCUUCUGAUGAAUACAAAAAAAUUUAUGAUCAACUCGAUCCAAAACGCAGAUCUUUAUUCCCCAACUUUGUUCGAGCAAGGAAAACUCCUGAAACUCCUGCUACUCCUGAGACUACUAAUACUACUGAACCUACCACUGAGCCUGCUGCUACUGAUGAAUCUGAGUCAAAAAAUAUUACUGUCAAUACUGAUGGUGUUACCGGUAAUACUGCUGAUGUUUCACCUGAUGAUGGUCCUACCAAAUCUCCAAAGUCUUCAAAAAGUAGCUUUUUCGGUAUUCCUGCUUUAUUUUCAAAAAAAGAAAAGACCCCUGAGAUAAAGGAUGAAAGUGUAAAAGACAAAGAAAUACCUCAAGAAACUAAAGAUGUCGGAACUAGUGAUACUCCUGCUGCCGCUGAAGACACCAUCACUACUGAUGCCAAGGCUACCGAUGAAUCCAAAGAUGAAUCCAAAGAUGAAUGCAAAGGUGAAACCAAAGAUGAAAUCAAAGAAGAAACUAAAGAAGAAACUAAAGAAGAAACUAAAGAAGAAACUAAAGAAGAAAAGAAGAAGGGUAGUAUAUUAGACCCCGUUAUCAAUGCAAUUACUGCCCAAUUUAAAUCGAUUAAAGAUGAAAAAUCUGUUGAAAAAACCACCACAUCCGAGGCAGAAGCUGCUGAUAAACCUGAAGCUAUCGAAUCUGCUCCAGAAGAACAAAAAACUGGUGCUGAACCAAGUAAAGAUGAGGAAACCCCUGAAAAACCCAAAGAGGAACCUACCAAAAAGAUUACAAAUUUGGAUUCGGAAAAUGUGCAUGAUGAAUUCGAACUUGUUCAUACUGAAGUAACGGAAAAAUAUCCUGGCGCUAAACAAGGAAGAUUAAAUAAAGAAUCUCACAGUUUCUUCAAGCGUCCUGAAGAACGAUACGUUGCGUUCCAUGGUGGUAUAUUAUACUACUUUAAAGAUAGUAAAUCAUCACCAAAACAAAUUAAAAUAGAAAAGAAUUGCCAG
Molecule: messenger RNA, 1932 nt
Organism: Racocetra fulgida
Lineage: Eukaryota; Fungi; Glomeromycota; Glomeromycetes; Diversisporales; Gigasporaceae
Source: the annotation of a GenBank genome assembly